Lathyrus sativus (Indian pea) is the source of this 621-nucleotide messenger RNA. NCBI's taxonomy places the organism in Eukaryota, Viridiplantae, Streptophyta, Magnoliopsida, Fabales, Fabaceae. The record is from the annotation of a GenBank genome assembly.
AUGCACAUUGAGAGAAAUGUGUUUCUUAAUAUUUUGUUCACUGUAAUGGACACCAAAGGUAAGACAAAAGAUACUUUAAACUCUAGGAGGGACUUGAAAAAACAUUGCAAGCGUAUGGGACUUGAGCUUCAACCUGGUAGGAAUGGUAACUUUGUAAAACCAAAGGCACAAUAUACAUUAACCAAACAACAACGAAUAGCUGUAUGUGAAUGGGUUAAAAACCUUAAGCUUCCAGAUGGUUAUGUUUCUAACUUAAGUAUAUGUGUUGAUAUGAAGGAAGCAAAGUUGUUUGGCAUGAAGAGUCAUGACUGUCAUGUAUUCAUGCAACGUUUGCUACCACUAGCCUUCAAAUCCUUACCCAAACCUAUUUUGAAUACACUAACUGAAUUCAGCCAAUUCUUCAGAGAAAUUACAUCAUCUUCGUUGAGAGAGGAUAAAUUGCGUAAUUUGGAGGAAAACAUUCCAAUCAUAAUGUGCAAAUUAGAACAAAUAUUUCCUCCAAGCUUUUUUGACUCAAUGGAACAUCUUCCUAUUCAUUUAGCUUAUGAAGCAAGAGUUGGUGGUCCUGUGCAAUAUAGAUGGAUGUAUCCAUUUGAAAGGUUCAUCCGAACUUUAAAAUAA